AUGAGGAAGGUUCCCACAGCCUGCAUCGAGGCAGAACGAAGCGAUUCACUUUGUCACAGCUAUGGAUGCUUUGACUCAAGUGAUACUCAAAUCAGUGCAACACUGGAUGGUGAUGAAAUAUACUAUGCUGACUUUAAAAAAGAUCUUCUGAUUUGGGACAGCAAAAUACCCACAAGUGUUCGUCCUGAGUACGCUUACGAAUCUGCAGUUUUCUUCCGAAGUAUGUGCAAAGCUUUAAUCGGCAGAUGGAAGCCAGACAAGUCAGUGAUAAAGAAAAAAGAGCCACCAAAAAUCAUCAUCUACCCCAGAGAUGAAGAGAUAGCCGGGGAAGAUAAUACCCUCAUCUGCUUCAUCAACUACUUCUUUCCUCCUUCAAUCAAUAUAACGUGGACCAAGAAUGAUGUCGUAGUAAGCGUGGAAGACCCUUUCAUCAAAUGUUUCUCCAAUCCUGAUGGGACCUAUUAUGUUUUCUCCUACCUCGACUUUGUCCCAGAGAAAGGAGACAUCUACAGUUGCACUGUGGAUCAUGAAGCACUGGAAGAACCUCAGACCAGGCUUUGGGAGGUUGAAAUUGAUGAGAUCAGCAUUGGUCCGGCUGUUUUCUGUGGACUUGGCCUGAGUCUUGGAGUUCUUGGAGUUUUCGCAGGAAUAUUCUUUUUUGUAAAAGCAGGCCACUCUGGUGCUGCCAGAUGAGAUGUUCAACACAUUUUCUACAGUGCAGUGUUAAUUUUGACAGCAAAUUUUGAUUUAGUUUUAGUCAUAAUUUGGUCAUCUGAAUAGUUUUAGUUUUAGUCGACAAAUUAUGGUAAGA
Archocentrus centrarchus (flier cichlid) is the source of this 811-nucleotide messenger RNA. RefSeq names its product H-2 class II histocompatibility antigen, A-U alpha chain-like. The transcript has 5 exons. Gene Ontology annotation, biological process: immune response; antigen processing and presentation. The record is from RefSeq and is a predicted model, not a curated record. Bases 1 to 693 code for a protein of 230 amino acids. Gene Ontology annotation, cellular component: membrane; MHC class II protein complex. Lineage: Eukaryota; Metazoa; Chordata; Actinopteri; Cichliformes; Cichlidae.